AUGGCCACAGCGCACGAGCAAGCCCGCGAUUCGUACGUCAACUUCAUGUGGCCGACAGUCAUGACACUCCCCGGCGACCGGUGGCAAUGGCAUCAAGCCCUGCGUCGCUGCAAAGCUGGCCCACUACAAGGCAGUGUCUUGAGCGACGACGUUUCCCUUCGUACGAUCCAGCACUCGCUGCAAUGGCAUCAAGCCCUGCGUCGCUGCAAAGCUGGCCCACUACAAGGCAGUGUCUUGAGCGACGACGUUUCCCUUCGUACGAUCCAGCACUCGCUGUAUGGUAGCGUCCAGCUCCUUGGGCUUGUACCGACCACGUGGUCGGCCCAUGUCGGCGCCAAUCAACACUGA
Aphanomyces astaci is the source of this 348-nucleotide messenger RNA. RefSeq lists its product as hypothetical. The transcript has 3 exons. The record is from RefSeq and is a predicted model, not a curated record. Bases 1 to 348 code for a protein of 115 amino acids. NCBI's taxonomy places the organism in Eukaryota, Oomycota, Saprolegniomycetes, Saprolegniales, Verrucalvaceae.